Toxoplasma gondii ME49 is the source of this 3941-nucleotide messenger RNA. RefSeq lists its product as hypothetical. The transcript has a single exon. The record is from RefSeq and is a predicted model, not a curated record. Lineage: Eukaryota; Apicomplexa; Conoidasida; Eucoccidiorida; Sarcocystidae. Bases 1512 to 3020 code for a protein of 502 amino acids.
GUGGAUUUUUCGCUCUCUCUCUCCGUUGUAGAGUGACAGAUUUGGAUAGGGUGUUCUCUCACCGGGGAGAAGCUCAGGGAGAACGGAACUUCUCCGAGUCCUGCGAGAUUCCCCAGGGGAUCACCGCAAGCGGGCCUUUUUCUCAGUGGCAUGAAGAGGAAUUCUUCGUCAUUCGGCAAGGGGGAAAACACGUAAGAAAGAGGGCGACAGUGGAGAGGCCGGCAUCCUUCGCGACUCAAACAUGGAAGCUGCAUCAUUCUGUGUUAAAAAACCUUUCGGGCGCAAGCAAGACACGACCACCCUCUCCCGACAUAAGGCGCCGGAAGGCGGUUGCAAGCCACGGUUAAUACCUUUCAUUCCUCUUCUUGGGAGUAAACACGAAAAAGAACUUUGCAAGAAAGAAGAAAGGCAUCUCCCCACAUGGCUAAUCCUACGGGCUCCAGACUAAAAGUGGACAUGCGCGUUUUUUGCUUCACCGCUAGCUCCCUCAUUGCCGCUCUGGUAGCGGGCUUCGAGUGACAAGUCAAAUGAGGCGGCCUCCGGUCGCCUCUGCGAUUUCUAGCCAAGGAGUCCCUCAAAAGGUAGUCCCGCUGUGUUUUCCCGCUAAUUUGUGCAUGUUUUGUGUCGCAUAAAACAUGCGAAUUCCAGUCUUGCGGAAAAGACCUAUCGGCCUACCGACGCUGUAAUCCUGCGCGAACACCUUCGCCGUUCCGUGGCGCGCAUUUGAGUGAGACACGUAACGCUGAAGACACCUGUCACAAUUGAACGGGUUCCUCCUGGGACUUUUCGCAGUUUUGCGUGCGCGUUGUACAAAAGUGCUUUCCUCUCGAUCUCUGCGAACGUUUCAACGCUACGCGCCUUAUGUCGAAAAACCUUCCGACGGAGAGUGUCUUGCGACACGAAAUGCAAGAAGGACAGCCUGCGAGCUACUGUGCGUUAACUCAAACCCGAAAGGAAAAUUCAUCCAUAGAACGGGCCCGUACCUUGCGCCAGACUAUGCGCAGGCAGGAACGUAAAUUGUUUGGUUAUUUUCCCGCAUCUUCCUCGUGCAACGGCCUCGCCCGCAAUAUCCCGGCUUCCAGAAGUCAACACAUUUAUAAAAGUGACCGUGCUUUCAGAGUCGCUUGAUGCAGAUUCAGCUGUACGAACCCCCCAAGUGACAGGCAGUGCUGUGUUUUCUUUAUCUUUCGCGGCCUCAAAGCUGGCUGGCUGGACGGCUAUCUAGUGAGUUUCCUGCGAAACACGGGACAGAAGAGCCUGGCGAAAGAACGUUUCUUUCGUUCUUCGCACUCAAAGUUACUGAGGAAUAAGAGUACAGCAGUCCUCAUAGGAGUCUGGGUUCGCCUGUGUCAUCCACAUUUUCGUGCCGAGUGUCUUCUUUGCAUUGAUUUCGCGGUGGUCCGACAUUUCUGCCUUUUCCUUCACCGCAAGCCGGUCUGCUACCUGUCUUUUGUUUCGUCGUAUCGGUUCUGCAUUUCCUCAUCUCCGCAUCUACAGUUCGACAAUUCACCAUGGUGGCUCGAGUGGUGGAGCAGGAUGUUGCCCGGGGGUCGGGCCGAGACACCCUUGCGAGGGAGAGCGACGAGGCGCAUCCGCCGCAAUUUUCGCUCUCAAAUCCCCACUUUUUGACGGCGGUUUGUGAGGAACUGAAACGCAGAGAUAAACCUGUUACGGGAUUGACAACCGCGGAGCGUUUCAACGCGGCGCUGGCUGACAUGGGAGUGCGGUACGGGACUCCAGAGGCGGAUAUGAUUAUGCGCUACUGCCAGGUGACCGAGGACGGCUACGUGAUUUUCAAAGAGCUGAUGCUCGCAACGCGCCAACUCUCGAACGUGUCCGAAGACCACGUCACAGAGAGUCUUUCGUCUGCAACACAGCGCGAGCAGGACCGGCUGGUUCCUCUUCCGAAUACCUCAGCACGCGACCGCGACUCGGAACAAGGCGAGAUCCGCGACGAACGCUGUGUCUAUACACCCGAACUGACAGACGCGAUCCGCAGACUGUACGCGCAAUGGGAUCGGUCCUGCUUGCGCGACUGGCAGUUCAAAGAGUCUCUGCAGCGUCUGGGGGUUUGCGUGACGCCGGAGUUCGAGAGAUUGCUGUCGACCUAUGGCCCGAGCGGUUGCGUUUCCUUUUCGCAAGUUAUGCAGACUUUGAUGAUGAGCGACAGUGGGUUUCUAGCCUCGUCGUCGCUGCGCCGGUCGCGCAACCGGAGUGCGGCGGACAUUCCCCUGCCGCCCGUCGCGGACCGUCUGCCCUUCUAUGAACCACGCAGGAACCCAGUGACUUGGUCGCCGCCGCAGCCCCUGAAAGGCUUGCCCGUCAAUCCGCAAGACGUGCUGCAACACGCUCUGAAACUGCCUCUGGCUGCAGACCUAGAUCUCGACAGACGCGUUGGCAGCGAAGUGGGCGACACUGAGGGCGGGGACGGGUGUUCGCUCGCAGACAAAUUCCGGUUGCUGAAGAAACUGGUUGCCCUGUACCUGUCGGAGCGCCUAUCCGCGACGCAGUUCCGCAAAGAGUUGGUCGAGGCGGACGUCCCCAUUACCCCGGAACUCGACACUCUGAUUCGCGCGCACGAAGCUGACAACAGCGGCCAGUUCACGCCUUUCGCCGUCGCGGUUUUCCGAGCCGCGGAAGAAACUGAAAUCUUCCUCAAGGAAGUGAGGCGAGCGUCUGCGAACACGGAGGCCGAGGCGCAUUCAACUCGCGAUACCCCAUACAUCGUGGUGGACAAGCUGACGCAAGUCGACGUCCCCUCGACGUUUCCCGCUCAAGUCGAGGAAGAGGAGGACCUCAAGGCUUCGGCGCGGCACAUGCUCGAGGCGGGCGUAAAGUACCCCACAGAAAAAGAAGCGUUCGUUGGGGAAUCGAAACUCGGCGAUAUACCGAAAGGAAACUACAUCCCUUCGGACUACGGCAUGUCUCAGCACGCCACACUCGCUUUAGCGAACAGGGCAGCUGCCCACCACGCCUACCACGGCCACGGAAAUAUCAUCACAUGGGGAAAAUCUUGUUGAGUGUGGAGGGCGAAAGAGGUUUGGAUGUCAGAGGCUUCGUAUGUCUCCGUUAGAAGAAACCCAGCCGGACGCGUGAUCUGUCAGGAACGAGAUCCGGUCCGCCGCUGUGGGUUUCCCUAUACAUGUGUUUUUUGUGUGUGUGGUAGUGGUAGUCGUAGCCCCCUUAUGUAAACAGGGUGCCAGGACACGCAGACCGCCUUUUUGGGCAGAACGUCUGCUUUUUUCCGCUGCUGAGACGCAUACACCCUAACUUGCAGCUUAAUUCUAUGGUUUACCUUUUCUAACUGCGGCAAUGGGUGCACUUAGCAAAUGUUUCCGCACUCAGAAAAAGUCAUAGGGAAGGGCUCCCGGUGAACAGCCGAUAAGGGAACCCGAUUCUCCGAAGGGAUUUGCUCGCGUGCGACCACAUAAGGAUUUCUACGUAAUGCGUUUUGAAAGUUUUGAAAGCCUUUUGUCAGUUGUUUUGUUUGCUUCGAACUGGAUGGAGUUCGCCGCGUUUGGGUGGAAGCCUUCUUCGCUCAGCGAUCGGUAGCUCACUCGUGAAAACAGAAUCAGAGACCUUGUUCGGGACGAAGGCGAGGCGUGGCUCGUUGCGCGCUAUCCGGGCGCGCUAUGUGCAUAACUGUUCUCACAAGAAUGAUCAACCAGAGAAAAGUGACUACUCACAUGCAUGCUAGUCGGAGACACGAACGUGACCAUGGCAGUUCUAUUGAAUCAAUUUCUACACAUUUUUCAAAAGACGAUAGGGAACCACGUGCCUCGAAGGCUACGACGUUGCUGAUCCAUGGAUGAAUCCAUUACAAGUUCCACUUCACUUGUCGCUUCCUACUUGGCAGAGGGUCCCGCUCUUUUGUUCGCAGGUGUCCUAUCUCAGCAAACGCGUCUGCCUGGUUUCCUUAUUUGUUAUGUCAAACCGGGAAA